Messenger RNA from Trichoplusia ni (cabbage looper), 433 nucleotides. It is a transcript of the gene Sf3b5, whose product is annotated as splicing factor 3B subunit 5. The record is from RefSeq and is a predicted model, not a curated record. Bases 117 to 374 code for a protein of 85 amino acids. NCBI's taxonomy places the organism in Eukaryota, Metazoa, Arthropoda, Insecta, Lepidoptera, Noctuidae. Gene Ontology annotation, cellular component: U2 snRNP; precatalytic spliceosome. Gene Ontology annotation, biological process: mRNA splicing, via spliceosome. The transcript is spliced from 2 exons.
UUGACAUUAAUGAUUGAGUUGUCAGUGUAUAGCGUUAGCGUUGUUGCCGUUGUUUGUAGAUUUAUGUAAACAGCGGUUAUUUGUAGUUAAGGCUUUUAAAAUUAAUAAUCAGCAAAAUGGGUGAACGUUACAACAUUCACAGUCAAUUGGAGCAUCUUCAAAGCAAAUACAUCGGUACAGGACACGCGGACACAACUAAAUACGAAUGGCUGACGAACCAACACAGGGAUUCUUGCUGCAGUUACAUGGGCCACCCAGAUUUAUUAAGCUAUUUUGCCAUUGUCGAGAAUGAGUCGAAGGCCCGAGUUAAGUUCAAUCUGAUGGAAAGGAUGCUACAACCUUGCGGUCCUCCACCAGAAAAGCCUGAAGAUUAAACACUGUAGUUUAUAGGUCCUUUUAAUUAAAGUGGUAUUAAUAAAGUUAUAUGUAAGGA